UAGCAGCAUGCUGUCUGAACUCAGACCUCAGAAGAAGAAGAAGCUGCAGAAGAGAAAAACAAAAGAAGAGUUCUGCUCCUCCAGGUUUUAGUCCAGCUUUCAACUCCCUCCACCCAUCUCCUCAUCCUAAACCUGAGACAGCAGGUCGUCAUGGAAACAGCGGUUACCAUGGAGGACCAGGCUGAUGUUGCCAUGGUGAACAGGAUGGAUGUCCAGGACCAGACGGCUCCUCCAGACAAAGAGGUGAAGAUCUCCUCCCGUCAGCCCCGCCGCCACGCCCUGGGGAGGCGGAGUCAGAGAGGAAAGAGGCGGGGCCCUGUGGAGAAGAGGCGGGGCCCGAAGCAGAAGAGGCGGGGCCAGGAAGAGGAGAAGGAGGGCGUGACGGUGAAGAGGACAUGGAGCGGAGGGAAGCGGCGCUGGGAUAAGAAGCACUACUGUGUGUUCUGUCGCCGGCCGCAAGUGAAGAUCGCCAGACACCUGCUCAGGAAGCACGCCGAUGAACAGGAAGUGGUCGCUGCCAGCGCCCUGCCCACAGGCUCCAAACAGCGCCACCUGCUGCUGGAACACCUGCGCUGUAGAGGCAACUACCUGCACAACAUCGAGGUGAUCAGACAGGGCAGUGGGGAGAUCGUCCCGUGGCGUCAGCCCUCAGAGGACGUGGAUGCCAGGAACUACCUGCCCUGUCCUCUGUGUCUGGGAUUCUUCCUGAGGGCCGACCUGUGGAAGCACCAGGUGUCCUGUAGGAAGAAGCUGUCCAUCGACCCGUUCAGAGAUCCGUCCACAGAGACAUCCUCUGACCCGGCCACAGGUAUGUCAGAGGACACGCCCCCUGAGCCCUCAGACGUGCCCACCACGGAGCAGACCAGUGGUUCUGAUGGAGGGUCCAAACGUCCCGGGACCUCUGACUCCGGAGAGGACCAGAACCCGUCCUCUGAACCGGCAGCCUCUAGGCCCAGGAAGAGGACCAGAGUCCAGGCAGCAGCGUCCCGCCUCCUCCCCAUCUCUAGUGGAGCUUCAGAGAGCUGCAGUGAGAUCCUGCACCGCAUGAACCAGGACAACGUGUCCCACCAGGCGAAGUCUGAUUGGCUGAUCUGUAAGUACGGUAACAAGCUGAUGGGGAACCAGGACGGUCUCCAGAGGAGAUACGACUACGUGAGCCAGAAGCUGAGGGAACUGGGUCGGCUGCUGCUGGCCGCCAAGUCCCUGGACUCUGAGGUCCAGAAUCUCCAGGACCUUCUGGCCCCGGGCCGCCUCAGCCUGGCGCUGGCGGCCUCCAGGAAGGCGGCCGGGUACCGGUGGAGCCGUCCUCCUCUGGCGGUGAAGACCACGCUGAAGACCGUGUGUGAGAUCGCCAUUGGAGAGAGUCUGCAGGACGGAGACUGGGAGGCAGCGGCCAGGACCACCGAUUUCUACUACAUGCUGGACAGGGAGUGGGACAACCUGGGGCUGCAGAACCCCGGCCCAGACCCAGCUGCUCCAGAGGGAGGAACCAAGCUGAAGAAAUGUCUGGUCCAGACCACCACCCAGAAGGACCUCAGACCAGAAGGUGAGUCCUGACCCGGUCCUGGUCCAACCUUAGACCAGAAGGUGAGUCCUGACCCGGUCCUGGUGGUUCUUCAGGGUUUAGGGAUGGAUCCGUUGAUGUUCUCAGAUCAUUACUCCUGAUGUCUUCAUGGACCAUUUCAGAGAACAGAAGAACAGAGACAGACCUGCAGGAACCAACGGGUAUUGAUCCGGAUCGAUCUAUUGAUUGAUUGAUAGACAGUCAGCAGGGUGUUUCUGCUGUUA
Acanthochromis polyacanthus (spiny chromis) is the source of this 1788-nucleotide messenger RNA. RefSeq lists its product as uncharacterized. NCBI's taxonomy places the organism in Eukaryota, Metazoa, Chordata, Actinopteri, Pomacentridae. The transcript is spliced from 6 exons. The record is from RefSeq and is a predicted model, not a curated record. The coding region runs from base 151 to 1557 and encodes 468 amino acids.